Molecule: messenger RNA, 381 nt
Organism: Aspergillus terreus NIH2624
Lineage: Eukaryota; Fungi; Ascomycota; Eurotiomycetes; Eurotiales; Aspergillaceae
Exons: 2
Coding region: 1-381 (126 amino acids)
Source: RefSeq, a predicted model, not a curated record
AUGCGCUUGAUUCUUGCUUCUGUCCUUGUCGCCCUGGCUGGACACCCAGUCGCCGCAUAUAAAAACUGGGAUUUUUAUCUCUUCAAACCCGGGUGCAACCCUGACGAUGUUGACCUUGGCCUAUAUCUGUAUCAUACAAUUGGGACGAGGGCGCAGCCAUGCACGAGGAUUGACAAUCAAGACUUCAAUCUGACUGAGGUUGACAGUCUGUCGUGGAAAAGCCCAGUAGCAGAGCGUGCUCAGUUUGAUCUCUGCAUGUUUGAGGAUGGUGAAUGCAGUAUGCGAGUGGUUGAUGAAGUUCGCAAUCAAUGGGAUAUCUGCCAUAAAUAUAUCGGGUGGAAGGGGUACAAGGUCGUUCCUAUUGGAGCACCCUGUGUUUGA